AGUAUGUCUUCUACAAGUUACUCGACUAACAAUGUUGAUAUAAAAAAAAUGAUGACGUUCAUUUAGUUUUUAGAUAAGAAAUGAAGGUCUUACUGACGAUUUUUAACGUGUUUUCGUUAAUUUAUUCUUCAUUUUCACAGACUACGCAAAAUAUCAACGUUUUACUUGUCAAUGAAGAGAACAACGCACUUGCUGAAAAGUCUUUCGAAGUCGCCAAGGAGUAUGUCAGAAGAAAUCCUAGUUUAGGGCUAGCAAUUGACCCUGUGAUCGUGGUGGGUAAUCGGACGGACGCCAAAGCAUUUUUAGAAAAUGUUUGCAGAAAAUACAAUGACAUGCUGUCUGCCCAAAAAACUCCACACGUCGUGUUGGAUUUCACGAUGACCGGCGUAGGCUCGGAGACCAUAAAGUCGUUCACCGCAGCGUUAGCAUUGCCAACAAUUUCUGGAUCAUUCGGGCAGACUGGAGAUCUACGGCAAUGGCGUGCCCUCAAUGCGAACCAAACGAAAUUCCUUCUACAAAUCAUGCCACCGGCAGAUAUCUUGCCUGAAGCCAUUAGGGCGAUUGUUACGAAGCAAGAUAUUACAAAUGCUGCUAUUAUUUUUGACGAGUUCUUUGUCAUGGAUCAUAAAUACAAAUCGCUUCUCCAGAACAUUCCUACACGUCACGUCAUAACUCCAGUAAAAAGCUUCAGCAAAGACGAAAUAAAAACUCAGUUGAGAAGCUUGAGGGAGCUCGACAUAGUCAACUUCUUCGUUGUGGGAAGUUUAAGGACCAUCAAGAAUGUUCUAGACGCUGCGAACGAGAACCAGUACUUUGGCCGGAAAACGGCUUGGUUCGCCUUAUCUCUAGACAAGGGAGAUAUCAGUUGCGGAUGCAAGGACGCGACAAUUGUCUACAUGAAGCCGACGCCCGACGCUAAAAGCAGAGAACGCUUGGGGAAGAUAAAAACUACAUACAGCAUGAAUGGAGACCCCGAAAUCACCUCUGCGUUUUAUUUCGAUCUGUCUUUGAGGACAUUUUUAGCUAUCAAAUCGCUGCUGGACUCUGGCAAGUGGCCAAAUGACAUGAAAUAUAUCAAUUGUGACGACUACGAUGGUAAGAAUACUCCAAACAGGACCUUGGAUCUUAAAACUGCAUUUCAAGAGAUAAAAGAGAUCCCUGCGUAUGCACCCAUUUACAUUCCCGAAGAUGACCCAAUGAAUGGCAGAAGUUUUAUGGAGUUCAGCACAGAUUUAACAGCUGUGACUAUUAAGGAUGGGGCAUCUAUUGGGAGCAAAUCCUUAGGUUCAUGGAAAGCUGGUCUCUUGAACCCGUUAUCACUAACCGAUCCAGAUAAUAUGAGUGAUUAUUCAGCGCAGUUGGUUUACAGAAUUGUGACCGUCGAGCAACAACCUUUCAUCAUAAGAGAUGACGAUGCCCCAAAAGGCUUUAAAGGAUAUUGCAUUGACUUGAUAGAAGAGAUUCGUCAAAUAGUAAAAUUCGAUUACGAAAUAACUUUGACUCCAGAUGGCAAUUUCGGUACAAUGGACGAAAAUGGUAACUGGAAUGGGAUAGUCAAGGAAUUGAUUGAGAAAAGGGCUGAUAUUGGUCUUACUUCAUUAUCAGUAAUGGCGGAAAGGGAAAACGUUGUGGAUUUUACGGUUCCUUAUUACGAUUUAGUUGGCAUAACUAUACUGAUGAAAUUGCCAAGGACUCCAACGUCGCUGUUUAAAUUCCUCACAGUUUUAGAGAAUGAUGUAUGGCUGUCUAUUUUGGCUGCGUAUUUCUUCACAAGUCUGCUCAUGUGGGUCUUCGAUAAGUGGAGUCCAUACAGCUACCAAAACAACCGUGACAAGUACAAAGAUGAUGAAGAGAAGAGAGAGUUUACGUUGAAGGAAUGCUUAUGGUUUUGCAUGACGUCACUCACUCCUCAGGGUGGUGGGGAGGCGCCUAAAAAUCUCUCCGGACGUCUGCUGGCUGCAACUUGGUGGCUUUUUGGGUUCAUCAUCAUAGCAUCUUACACUGCAAACUUGGCUGCAUUUCUAACUGUAUCUCGUCUGGAUACCCCGAUAGAGUCCUUGGAUGACUUGUCAAAGCAAUACAAAAUUCAAUAUGCUCCGCUGAACGGUUCAGCAGCUAUGACUUACUUUGAAAGGAUGGCCGAUAUUGAAGUGCGAUUUUAUGAGAUAUGGAAGGAAAUGAGUCUAAAUGACAGCCUAAGCGAUGUUGAACGUGCAAAACUAGCCGUUUGGGACUACCCUGUGUCAGACAAAUACAGCAAAAUGUGGCAAGCCAUGAAGGAAGCUGGUCUUCCGAACUCCAUAGAUGAAGCUAUAGAAAGGGUGCUAGCAUCCAAGAGUUCUAGUGAAGGGUUUGCUUGGCUUGGGGAUGCUACUGAUGUCAGAUACCACGUACUUACAAGUUGUGAUUUGCAAAUGGUUGGCGAUGAGUUUUCUAGGAAACCGUAUGCGAUCGCAGUCCAACAGGGAUCACCUUUGAAGGACCAAUUUAAUAAUGCCAUUCUUCAACUCCUGAACAAGCGAAAACUGGAGAAGCUAAAGGAAAACUGGUGGAACAACAACCCUAACGCCAUCAAAUGUGAGAAGCAGGAUGAUCAGUCAGAUGGGAUCUCUAUACAGAACAUCGGCGGUGUCUUCAUUGUUAUAUUCAUGGGAAUUGGCCUGGCUUGUAUCACUUUAGGAGUCGAGUAUUGGUGGUAUAAGUGGAGAAAACGGUCCAUUAUUGGAGAUGUUACUCAGGUGGAACCAGCAAAGACUACUAAAAAUCAUAUAGAUGGCGCAAACAAACAUGGAGAUGGUUUCACAUUUCGAUCAAGGAAUUUGGGUCUUGCUAGUUUGAGAGCAAAGUUCUAAUAAUAUAUUAAUCAUUCUGGUAUUCUAAGAGGUAUUUUCAUGAUUGUGUUCAAUUAUUUACAUGAUCCAUCUGAUCUCAAUUAAUUUAAUUACUUACCUAGCUAUAUUUAAGUCGUUUUACUCAAUUUAUUUAUAUUUAAGUCAAUUUACUUGAUUAAGUAAAGUGUGGCGUAGAUAUUGCACAUCUGCUCCGAUGUACUUAUUAUUAAAAGCAAAAAUAAAAUUUAAAUUG
Messenger RNA from Maniola jurtina (meadow brown), 3084 nucleotides. It is a transcript of the gene Ir25a, whose product is annotated as ionotropic receptor 25a. Gene Ontology annotation, molecular function: transmitter-gated monoatomic ion channel activity involved in regulation of postsynaptic membrane potential; glutamate-gated receptor activity. The coding region runs from base 81 to 2852 and encodes 923 amino acids. NCBI's taxonomy places the organism in Eukaryota, Metazoa, Arthropoda, Insecta, Lepidoptera, Nymphalidae. Gene Ontology annotation, cellular component: postsynaptic membrane; plasma membrane. The transcript is spliced from 12 exons. The record is from RefSeq and is a predicted model, not a curated record. Gene Ontology annotation, biological process: modulation of chemical synaptic transmission; monoatomic ion transport; synaptic transmission, glutamatergic.